AUGGAGGUGGCACUGCUUUCGAUGGUGUUGUGCCCUGGCUUCCUCGGCAUCGUGCAGCUCCUGGACUGGUUCGAGCUGCCCGACGGCUUUGCCCUGGUCAUGGAGCAUCUGGAGCACUGCUGGGACCUCUGGCACCUGCUGCGCACAGCGGGGUUCCUGCCAGAGCCCGUGGCGCGGAGCGUGUUCCGCCAGGUGCUGCAGGCCGUGCUGCACUGCACCAGCUGCGGCGUGCUGCACUGCGACAUCAAGCCACAGAACAUCCUCGUUGACCUGGCCACGAGCGAGGAAAAGCUGAUCGACUUCGGUGUCAGCACCAUCCUGCAGGACACCUUGUACACCCGGAUGGCAGGUGAGCCCAAAGCCGGGGCCCAGCCGGGCAGCGGAGCUUCUCCCCUUUGCUGGCACAGGGGGAAGAUGAAGGGAGGGAGGGGGAAUCCUUCUUCAGCCGGCUGCAGCCAAGUUGCUUUUUGGGAGCAGCAUCGGCCUGAUGAGCUGUGCCCGUGUCUCUUAGGAACGCGGAGGUACUACCCGCCGGAGUGGAUCUCUUACAGAUGCUACCACGGCCAGCCAGCCACCAUCUGGACCCUGGGCAUCCUGGUCUAUCAGCUGGUGUGCAGGCACCAUCCCUUCAAAACCAGAGAAGACAUCGUCCGGGGCCAGCUCUCCUUCCCGCCCCAGGUGUCUCAAGAGUGCCAGCACCUCAUCAGGUGGUGCUUAUCCCUGGACCCUGCAGACAGGCCAUGCCUGGAAGACCUUUUUGAGCAUCCUUGGCUGCAGCAGCCCCACCUGACCCAGGAGACAGCAGAGAUCCAUCCCUCUGCACAGUAGGAUCCAGGAGCCCAGCACGUCCCAGCUGCUGGCAUCUCAUGGCGCUCCAAGAAAUGCCCAGAGCGAUUCCCUGCAGCUGCGGCACGGAGCAGAGAGCACGGCCGAGGAGAUGCUUCCGCGGGUCCCCAGCGAGUUGUGGAGGGAGCAGGCUCAGGGCUCCCCAUCCUAUUGGAGAAGUCGUGGCACAGGGCGGUGAAGUCGCCACGGACUGGAGAAGGGGAAACAUCCCCCUGCAGCUCAAUGGCAUCAUGAUGUCCCUGCAAGCCAAGGCACAGCUGGCGUCUUCUUCUGCGGCACGACGCGGAGCCGAAGAACGUCCUGGAGCUGGCCGCUGGCAGGACAAAGCCGAUGGGCUUUGCUUGCAGCCCCUUCCUGGAGGACACGCUCUGCACUCCAACGAAAUCAAGAUGAGUCCCCAGCCGGCGCAGGGAGUGGGGGGAUGCUCGUGCUUCCAGGCACGGCAGGGCUCAGCCUGGCCAUGCGCCGGAGGUUCCCCGCUCGGCAGCAAUGGGGAAUAUGAAUCUCUCCACCGCCUGUCCAGCUGCUUUUUGGCAGCACAGGGGACAGAUGCUGUGGAAGGGGAGCCGGCUCCCGGCCUCGCUGACAGCUUCUGCCAGCAUGCCUGGCGCGGCUGGGGUGGGGGCAGCCAGCCUGACAAAAGCAUCCAUCCCUGUGGAUGGGGAGCAGCAGAGGGGGACGGGUUCUGCAGCCAUGCCCCAGCUGCUCUGCUUUGCAGGCCCUUGAGGAAGGGAAGGGUUUAUGGGUGGGAAAGGUGGGGUUUUUCCCCAGGUUUCAUUCUCACAUGGAGUGGUCAGACCCUCCCCAGGCCUGUGAAAUGAUGAUAACCUUUGGCGUUUUUUUUCAUUUCCAGGUCAUGUUUUGAACUGACUUUCAUGCAUUUGUUCUUUGUUUUUUUCAGGAAGAUUGCACCUUGUGCCCAGACUGGAUGAGGAAGCGCCGGCACUGUCCGUGGAGUUCUGUCCAGUGCCGGUGCUACCCCGGAGGAGCCACGGUGUGUGGUGACAUCCCCUUCAAGAAGGACGAGGACCUCGUGUGGCAUCGGCUCCUCUCCUGGCAGCAGGUCUCCAGAGGUGGGUGCCCGGUUCCAGAGCACAGGUGGCAGAAGGCCUUGGGGCAGACGGCAGCGGGCACACGAGAAUCUCGCUCCUGCGGCUGCUGAGGAGGCUGCUGU
Messenger RNA from Catharus ustulatus (Swainson's thrush), 2020 nucleotides. RefSeq names its product serine/threonine-protein kinase pim-1-like. NCBI's taxonomy places the organism in Eukaryota, Metazoa, Chordata, Aves, Passeriformes, Turdidae. Gene Ontology annotation, molecular function: protein serine/threonine kinase activity; ATP binding. Gene Ontology annotation, biological process: regulation of mitotic cell cycle; negative regulation of apoptotic process; protein autophosphorylation. Gene Ontology annotation, cellular component: cytoplasm. The record is from RefSeq and is a predicted model, not a curated record.